This is a messenger RNA of Diaporthe amygdali, 1344 nucleotides long. RefSeq lists its product as uncharacterized. Gene Ontology annotation, cellular component: spliceosomal complex; U4/U6 x U5 tri-snRNP complex; U5 snRNP. NCBI's taxonomy places the organism in Eukaryota, Fungi, Ascomycota, Sordariomycetes, Diaporthales, Diaporthaceae. The coding region runs from base 1 to 1344 and encodes 447 amino acids. Gene Ontology annotation, biological process: mRNA splicing, via spliceosome. The record is from RefSeq and is a predicted model, not a curated record. The transcript is spliced from 5 exons.
AUGGCGCCAAGAUCAUCUUCCAGAGCACCUUCCAGGGCACCCUCUAGGGCAACUUCUCGAGUAAGGGCUUCCUCGCGAGGGAGGUCUGAGGAGCCCAAAAAGCUUUCCUCUCGCAACAAGAAGCCCACCCGGCCAGUUAGUGAUGAUGAGGAAGAGGAAGAGGAUGAUGAUGAUGAUGAUGAUGAGAGUGAGGAAGAAGACGACGAAAACGAAGAAGAUGAAGAAGAACAAGCUAGUGAGGAGGAUGAAAAUGAAGAAGCUAGUGACAACGAAGAAGAAGAAGCAAGUGAUGAAGACGAAGAAGCAGCCAGCGAUGAGGAUGAAGACGAAGGUGGUGAUGAUGACCAGGAAGUGGAAGGCUCAGAAGCUAUAUUGGACAACUCUCAUCUAAAGCAUAAGAAGAUCCGCAGCCAGAGGGAGAAAAUCCCUUUCGAACAGAGCAGCAAAGAUGAAAAAGAAGGCAAAAAGGAAAACAAAUCUAAGAAGACCAAGAAGUCUGCUGAUGUGGACCAGGACGAUGAAGCAAAGCCAGCCAAAAAGAAGAUGGCCAAGAAAACGAAGACAUCUGACGCUGAGGAAGAUGCGGAAAAGCCAAAGAAAGCAGCUAAGAAGUCAAGGGCAUCUGAAGGCUCCGAGGAAGAGAAGGAGAAGCCCGGAAAGAAGAAGGGUGCCAAGAAUCCGGAGGCAUCUAAAGGCCUGGAGGGAGAGGAGGAGAAGCCUAAAAAGAAGAAGGCUGUUAAGAAGCCGAAGGCGUCUGAAGGUGCUGAGGAAGAAGGGGAAAAGCCUAAGAAGAAGAAGGCUGCGAAGAAGCCAAAAGCAUCUGAAGGCUCUGAGGAAGCAGAAAAGCCUAAGAAGAAGAAGGUUGCUAAGAAGACAGAGGGACCUGAAGGCUCCAACGAGGGUGAGAAAAAGCCGACUAAGAAGACUGCCGGUAAAGAGGCCAAAGGACCAGAGAAGGAGAAAGGCAAGAAGGCUGAGGAGGACCGUUUAGUUGUCAUCCGCUUCGGACGUGACCAUGACUCAGACUGCAUGCGACAAGAUGAAGUGCUCUACAAGAUAGCCGACCGCGUCAAGAACUUCGCCGCCAUUUACCUUUGUGACAUCGACAAGGUCCCUGAUUUCAACACCAUGUACGAGCUGUACGACCCCUGCACCAUCAUGUUCUUCUUCCGCAACAAGCACAUAAUGUGCGAUUUCGGUACCGGAAACAACAACAAAUUGAACUGGGUGCUGGACGAUAAGCAGGAGCUCAUCGACAUCCUUGAGACCGUGUUCCGGGGCGCCAAGAAGGGCAGAGGUUUGGUGGUCAGCCCGAAGGACUAUAGCACAAGGCAUCGUUACUGA